AUGGCAGCCAAUAAUGACACCGUUGAUAUUGCUCAACAAACUGUUCACAAUAUCAACAUGUCCAACAUCACAAAGCUCAACUCCACCAACUACUUGAUGUGGAGUCUCCAAGUCCAUGCUCUUCUCGAUGGUUAUGAUUUGGCCGGCUAUCUCGAUGAAUCCAGCGCUACACCACCAGCGACACUCACUACUAAUGAAGUCACCUCGGUCAAUCCUGCACACACCAAGUGGAAACACCAAGAUCGACUCAUUUACAGUGGCCUUCUCGGAGCCAUCUCCCUGACCAUCCAACCGAUUCUCUCCACCUCACGAACCUCUGCUGAGAUCUGGAGUACACUCGCCUCCACCUACGCCAAACCUAGUAGAGGACACAUCAAACAAAUCAAGCAUCAACUCAAGCAGUGGUCCAAAGGAACUAAGUCCAUUGAUGAAUACAUCCAUGGCUUCACCAUGAGGUUUGACCAACUUGCUAUUCUCGGUAAACCUAUAGAUCAUGAAGACCAACUCGAAUACAUUUUGGAAGGCUUACCCGAAGAUUACAAAUCGGUGGUCGAUCAGAUCGAAGGCCGCAACACACCUCCUUCCCUCACGGAAGUGCAUGAGAAGCUCCUCAACCGAGAAGCCAAGCUCAUCUCUGCUGACUCACUAGAAUAUCAAGGGAAAUGCCAACUCUGUGGUGUGCAAGGCCAUAGUGCGAAGAGAUGCCCUCAACUUCCAUCAUCGUACAACACAAUCCCUCCAAACCAGACGCAACAAUCACAACGACAGUGGCAGCCUCGCGCCAAUCUCGCCAUUGGCUCACCUGAUCCGGCAGCUGGGUGGGUCAUGGACAGCGGCGCAACACAUCACAUGACGAGUGAUCUCCAAAAUCUCGCUCUCCAUCAGCCAUACACCGGUGAAGACAAUGUCCUCAUUGGUGACGGCUCAGGUCUCUCCAUUACUCAUAUUGGUUCAAAAACAGUUCCCACUCCUUCUCGAUCCCUCACCUUAUCGAAUAUUCUCUGUGUUCCUCAUAUACACAAAAACCUUAUCUCUGUUUAUCGAUUAUGCAAUUCUAACAAGGUUUCUGUUGAAUUCUUUCCUGCCCAUUUUCAGGUGAAAGAUCUGUGCUCGGGGGUCCCGUUGCUCCAAGGCAAGACUAAUGGAGAGCUUUACGAGUGGCCGCUUUCAACAUCUCAUGUUACGUCUUUCUUUGCUUCUUCUCAACCUAAAAUUACUUCGACGGACUGGCACUAUCGUCUUGGCCAUCCGUCACCACCAAUUCUCAAUAAAAUCAUUUCUAGUUUUUCCCUUGAUUGCUCAAACACUUCUCCUACCACUUCUCUCUGUAUUGACUGUUCUAUCAAUAAAAGUCACAAACUUCCCUUUCACCAAACAACUCUCAAAUCAACUCGCCUUCUUGAAUAUAUCUUCUCUGAUGUCUGGUCAUCUCCAUUACUCUCUUGCGACAAUUACAAAUACUACUUAGUACUUGUCGACCACUACACCAGAUACACUUGGUUCUACCCUCUCAAAACCAAAUCUCAAGUCAUAGAAGUGUUCAAACCUUUCAAAUCGUUGGUUGAGACAAAGUUCAACAGCAAGAUCAACAACCUCUACUCAGACAAUGGAGGUGAAUUCAUCGCUCUUCGAUCCUUCCUCGCAGCAUCAGGCAUAUCUCAUCUCACAUCACCACCACACACGCCAGAGCAUAACGGCAUCUCAGAGCGAAAACACCGACAUAUCGUUGAGACGGGUCUCUCACUCCUUACUCAUGCCGGAAUGCCAAAAACGUAUUGGACCUAUGCCUUUGCCACCGCCACCUACCUAAUCAAUCGGCUCCCUACACCAGUAAUUGCGAUGGACUCACCCUACCACAAGAUCUUCGGCGUUGUUCCAAACUACUCAAAACUACGCAUAUUUGGCAGCCUCUGUUUUCCCUGGUUGCGGCCAUACAACACCAACAAACUCCAAAAUCGCUCAACCCCGUGUGUAUUCUUGGGUUACUCAUUAACCCAGAGUGCAUAUCUCUGCCUUCAACCCAGCUCCGGCCGCAUCUAUGUCUCCCGACAUGUCAAAUUCGAUGAGUCUGCGUUCCCAUUUCACUCCUUAUCUCGAACGACAAGUGAAUCUCUCGAGUCUCAACCAACAACACCCACCACCACACCACCACACGAUCAAAUCCGACUUCCGCAGCCACUCGUCUCGCCUCCGCCGCCGUUGCAACCGGGACCCACGAACUCUGGUCUUCCGCCUGAACAAUCGACAUCGGAAGAUAUUCACUCUAACCCUGUUUCAAUUGCAGGUCGUGACAGUGGUGACCAAACCUCUUCCACACCAAGCCCAGCAACACACAAUGAAGCCCAGACCGAAAACACAAGCCCAACACCAAACAAUGAAGCCCAAUCCGAAAAUACAAACCCAAUUCCAAACAAUGAGGCCCAACCAGACAACUCAAACCCUACAAGCCCAAUAAGCCCACCAAAUCUACCCAAUCAAGAUGACAAUAUCCAAUCGUCGUUUUCCUCAUCCUCCGAUGACGAUGCUCCGGAUCCGCCACCACUAAACAUCCACCCUAUGCAAACCCGCCGGAAAAACAACAUUGUCAAACCCAAUUCCAAAUACAACCUCUCCGCUGCCUUAUCCACGAAUAUUGCAUCUGAACCAAUGACUUUAACCCAAGCAAUGAAGGAUCGACGAUGGAGAGGCGCUAUAUCUGGUGAGAUCGAUGCUUUUGCAGUCAACCGCACCUUCAGCCUGGUCCCACGACCACCAAACAAGAACGUAGUCGGCUGCAAAUGGUUGUACACCAACAAGUAUCUAUCAUCUGGCCUUCAUCAUCGCCACAAAGCCAGGCUUGUUGCCAAAGGCUACAAUCAACAACUUGGUCGUGACUAUACUGACACCUUCAGUCCAGUGAUCAAGUCAACUACAAUUCGGGCAGUUUUAGAUGUUGCAGUCACAAAAUCUUGGCCUCUUCUUCAAUUGGAUGUCAAUAAUGCCUUUUUUACAGGGCACCUUGAAUGA
Microthlaspi erraticum is the source of this 3006-nucleotide messenger RNA. NCBI's taxonomy places the organism in Eukaryota, Viridiplantae, Streptophyta, Magnoliopsida, Brassicales, Brassicaceae. The record is from the annotation of a GenBank genome assembly.